AUGACCAAUACGUCUGAAUCGAAGGUUUCGUCCGAUGCUACUCAAAUGCUGCACAACGAACAGCCACAAGUCAAUAACAACAAAUUGGGAAAGGAAAGAUGUACCAUUCAUGACUUAGAAACAGCGGUCCCGCCAUCAUUCAAAGCGAGAAUCCAUAAAUUCCUUUUCAAUCAUGGUUUAGCUGCAAGGCCUCCGUACUUGCAAGAGAUCUAUGCACAGAUUCCUCGAAGAGUUUAUGUUAACACGGAUUUACCCGAGGACUCCGUUCAUCAAGAUACACAGAUGCCUCUUCUUGAAAUGCCACGAAACAAAAUUAGAUCCACAAAGUAUACACCGCUUUCGUUCAUUCCCAAGAAUUUGUUCUAUCAGUUCGAGAACAUUGCAAAUAUUUAUUUCUUGAUCCUUGUCAUUUUGGGAGCAUUUCAAAUCUUCGGUGUGGAAAGUCCAGGGCUAGCAGCUGUUCCAUUGAUCGUCAUUGUUUGCAUUACCGCGAUCAAAGACGGGUUCGAGGACUUCAGAAGAGUCGUUAGUGAUGCGGAGCUUAAUAAUUCGCCGAUACAUUUGUUGACUGGCCUCCACAACAAAAAUGUUACUACCGACUAUGUCAGCUCCUGGAGGAAGUUCAAAAAGAGCUGCACCCGUGGUACCGUCAAAACUUACAAGUGGUUUAAAAGAAUUUGUAUCAAUAUGUUCGCAAGCAAAGAGAAGAAACAGGAGUUCAAUCAAUCUAACUAUGAUGAACAAGGAACCUUACUAAAUCCGGAUGAAAAGGAGGCGAUCACCUACGAUAAUGUGCUUUUGCGUGGUUGUGCUUUGCGUAACACGAAGUGGGUCAUAGGUGUGGUUGUUUACACAGGUAGUGAAACAAAAGUGGACAUGAAUAGUGGAAACACCCCUGUCAAAAAAUCGAGGAUUUCCAAUGAGCUAAAUUUUCUGGUGCUCAUUAACUUCUUGGUUUUAUUCAUAUUGUGCUUUGUUUCCGGACUCAUAAAUGGGUUGUUCUACAACCGUGAGGACGAAUCUCGUCGUUAUUUUGAAUUUGAGCCUUAUUCUCCGACAUCUGCUGGAAACGGUGUUCUUGCCUUUUUUGUGGCCUUGAUCAUUUAUCAAUCAUUGGUGCCCAUUUCCCUUUACAUCUCCAUCGAGAUCAUAAAGACGGCACAAGCCUUCUUCAUUCACUCCGAUAUUAAGAUGUAUUAUCCUAAGCUAGACUUUCCUUGCAUCCCACAAUCAUGGAACAUCUCUGAUGAUUUGGGCCAAAUCGCAUACAUUUUCAGUGAUAAGACAGGAACAUUGACGCAAAAUGUUAUGGAGUUUCGCAAAUGCACCAUCAACGGAAAAUCUUAUGGCCUCGCGUACACUGAAGCAAAGCAGGGCAUGGACAAGCGGAGUGGUGUUGACAUAUUAGCUGAGUCCGAACGUUGGAAAAAGGCGAUCGAGAAAGAUCGUUCUGAGAUGGUUAAUAAUCUCGAGGCCUACGUGAAAAAUGAUCAAUUCAGGGAAUCAGCGUUGAAAUUUGUUUCCAAUCAGUAUGUUGAAGAUACUAUUCUUCCAGACAAGAUCAAUAACGAGGUCAAACUAUCAAAUGAGAAAUUUAUGUUGGCUCUCGCUGUCUGCCAUACUGUUGUUACUGAACCAGAUGCGGAGGAUGAGAAGCUUAAUGAGUUCAAGGCAGAGUCUCCUGAUGAAGCUGCAUUGGUAUCUGUUGCGAGAGAUUUAGGUUUUGUUUUCAAGCUGAGAAAUCGAACCAGCAUUGAAUUAGAGAUUUAUGGUGAACGUAAAAGGUUCGAGAUGCUCCAUUUGAUUGGAUUCACUUCAGCGAGAAAGAGGAUGUCGUGCAUCGUGCGUGAUGACGAUGGGCGUACAUUAUUGAUAUGUAAAGGCGCAGACAGUGUCAUAUAUCAACGGUUGUCCCGAGAAGCAAGUAUGGACGAAAUUCUUAAAAAGACAGCACUUCACCUUGAAGAUUUCGCCAAGGAAGGACUCCGUACACUCUGCAUUGCACAGAAGGAGUUGGAUCAAAAUGACUUCACUGAUUGGCUACUGCGAUACAAGGAAGCAUCUUCCUCUAUAGACGAUGAUAGAGACGAAGCCAUUGAUGCCCUCAAUGACGAGUUGGAAUGCAACUUGGAGUUGUUGGGUGGAACGGCAAUUGAAGAUCGAUUACAAGAGGGUGUUCCGGACUCAAUUUCAUUAUUGGGUGAGGCUGGAAUUAGACUAUGGGUUUUGACUGGUGAUAGGAUUGAAACUGCUAUCAACAUCGGGUUCUCUUGCAAUUUGCUCGGAAACGAUAUGAGACUUCUCGUUGUGCGUGUGAACGAGGACGACCCCGAGAACGUGAAUCACAUCGAUAACUUGCUUUCUGAAUACCUUGGUGAAGUCGCCGGAUUACAUGACCAAUCACACGCCAACAUUGAUGAAGCUCUCAAUCAAGCAAAGAAGGACGUAUCUAUGCCGAAGGCCAAUACAGCUUUGAUCGUGGAUGGUGGCGCUUUGACUCAUGUGUUUGGAGAUCGAACAGAAGACAUGAUGUUGCAGAAGAAAUUCGUUCUUCUUGGGAAACUUUGCAAAUCCGUAAUUUGCUGUCGUGUGUCACCUGCGCAGAAAGCUCAAGUCGUUCAGGUUGUGAAGGAAAAUCUCAACGCAAUGUCGUUAGCUAUUGGUGACGGAGCCAACGAUGUAGCCAUGAUUCAAGCCGCCAACGUCGGGGUGGGAAUUGCGGGUGAAGAAGGCAGACAAGCUGUAAUGUCUGCUGACUAUGCCAUCGGUCAAUUUCGCUUCCUCACGAGGCUUUUGCUCGUACAUGGCCACUGGUCUUAUAAAAAGCUCGCGGAGAUGAUUCCCUGCUUUUUCUAUAAGAAUGUCGUGUUCACGUUUACAUGUUUCUGGUUUGGCAUCUACAACGACUUUGAUGGAUCUUAUCUUUACGAGUACACGUUUUUGAUGUUUUACAACUUGGCUUUUACUUCGCUACCAGUUAUCUUUCUUGGAAUUUUUGAUCAAGAUGUCAGUGGUGCAGUGGCACUCAUCGUUCCACAGCUUUAUCGAUCAGGCAUAUUGAGUUUGGACUGGUCUCAAUUCAAGUUCGAUGUCGAUAUCAUCCGUGAGAAAAUGAGAGAUGGUGCUUACCAAAAUUAUCCUACUGAUUACGAUCCCACAGAUCUUCAAGAUGUGGAGAGGCAGCGUAUUUUACAACGCUUAAAUGAAGGCGACACCGAGCUUUUAGAGAAGGUCAAGAACGCAGUAGAGCCUAGUGAAGACAGAGAAUCAGAUAAUCAGCAGGAUGAUAACAAGGUCUCUAGAGCGUUUAAAUCCAUUCGCAGAGGUACUAUUUCAAGAUCCAGGAACAACACCUUACGUUCAAGAAGAGAAACUAUUAGCGAUCAAGCCAAGUUUAAUCAGAAGUUGCUUAUAGACAUGUUCGAUUACUGUCUCUUAAGCCUGUCCGACCUUGGUGGUUUUAAAGCCUCCAAAUUGGUUUUUGAUAAUGAGAUUCAGGUUAUCGCUGACCCAAGUUGGGAUGGUAACGAUGUGAAUGAUGUUGAGUUCAUGGAACAGUUUUUGAACGGUAUCAACUUAAUCCUCUUGUCACACUCUACGCCAGAAUUCAUCGGUGGUUAUGCUUUAUUAUGUUCUAAGUUUGAAUCCCUCAUGGCGACCAUUCCUGUUUAUUCGACUGUUGCAGUCAGCCAAUUGGGAAGGGUUUCCACAGUCGAGUUUUACAGGGCAAAGGGACUACUUGGUCCGGUGGCCCACGCAAUUUUCGAGGUCAGUGAUAUCGAUGAAUAUUUUGACAAAAUUAUACUGAUUAAGAGAGUUGAAAAAAUACUCAACCUCGUUGAUGCUACUUUGGCAAAUGGUGGUGCAGUGCUCUUUCCUGUCACGAUUUCAGGAAGAUUUCUAGAGAUUUUACAUCUCAUUGACCAUCAUCUAGCUGCAAUCCAAGGUGCAGCAAUACCUGUUUAUUUCCUUUCUUACUCUGGAACCAAAGUGCUAAAUUACGCAUCGGGACUCUCUGAUUGGAUGGCUUCGAACGUAAUGAAGGACCACGAAGGGUUUCAAAGUGAAGAUAAAGCGUUUUUUGGUACAUCAUUUGACCCUUCGAAGGUGGAUCUCCUUAUUGAUCCGUCCGAGCUUACUCGCUUCCCUGGUCCCAAAAUCGUGUUCGCCUCAGGAGUCGAGAUGGAAGACGGUGACCUCUCAACAAAGGCACUUUCAUUGCUUUGUCUGGAUGAAAAAACAACGAUCAUAUUGACUGAGAAAGGAGCUCUGCUGAAUAAGGAAUCGUUAUCAUCGCAGCUCUAUUCUGAAUGGCAUAAUCUUGUUUCGAAGAAAAAUGCCGGUGUCGUAGAAGAUGGCACACCAGUUCCCAUUGAAAAGCAUAUACCAGCAAACUUUUUUUUUGAUGAACUCUCCUUGAAAGGUACAGAGCUAUCCACGUAUCAAGCUGAGGUUUCUGGUCGCAGGCAUCAAAAAGCCUUGAGCAAAAUGAAGUCUAAGCGGGCUUUGAAUCUCCUUCAUUCAAGUAUUCAAUCAGAUGACUCUGAUGAAGAUGAAGAGAUGGAAAAUGAUAAUUUGUCGGACGAUGUUGAUGAAUUACCGCUCGAUAAUCUGUCUUCGAACAUUAGCAACAUUACUCAUUCUGACCUGAAAGACAUUGUCGGAGAUAUGGUCGACCCAGGACAUGAUGUCAUUGAAGCGCAAGCGCCAAAAAACGAUUUUUCUAUCGCUUCGAGCACGGGGGGUGAGACAUAUCAAUCAUCGAGACUGACCGUGCAACCAAAUGUGCUUUCUGUGCCAACUAUCGACGAGAGUUACAUAACAGAUUUUAUUCUCGAAAGAUGUGAAAACAAUAAGCCUGUGGAUUUCCGCAUCACCACGAGAUUCCGGCCUAGACAAGCAAUGUUCCCGAUCCUUGGCUCUAAACGAAAGAAAGUCGAUGAUUACGGGGAAGUGAUUGACCCCAAAAGAUUUAGAAAGGAGGACGAGCAAAAUGUGAAUUCAAGACUCAUAUCUGAAAGCAAGAAGAAGUUUGAAGAAGGACAUGGCAGAGAAUGGGGCAAUGUAGAUGGAAGAAGGGAGAGGAAUAGGAAUGAUCGAGAGAGGUUUCUAGUGGACAGCAAGCUCACGCCUCAACAAGUUUUGAACAACGAUAUUUUAAGAAAGUAUCUUGAUACCACGUUCAACCCUAUUAAAAGGGUGAGAAUGAAUAGACGCACAGGGAUUGUGAUUCGUUGCGGAUUAGCCUUCAUUGAUUUCUCGGGCUAUGCAGAUGCACGUUCUAUGAAUUUGGUGAUUUCUUCGCUCAGACCUUCUCAUCUUAUUAUAUUGCCAGAUAACUCAUUUAAGGAGGGGCUACAAGCUGGUAUCGACGGAGCCGCUCUUGUUGCUAAAGCGCACAAACGAACUGCGAGUUCCGAAGGGUUCUCAAGCUCUACCAUACCAUCUGAAGUUGUCAUGAAGCUGAGCAGUUUCUUCUCUCAAAAAUCUCUUAAGUCAUCGAUAGCAGCGGAGAUGCAAGUGAGUGUUGCCAAACCCAAUGCAACCAUCGAAGUUGGCAAAACUGGUCAUAGUGUCAGCACCGGAGAAUUUGAGAUAUCCAUCGAUGACGAUCUUUGGGCUGAACUCAGCUGGCGGUCUAUCGACAAAAAAUACAAGGUAGCAUAUGUUUCUGGAAUUUUCGACGUCUGUGCCAAACCCUCCGAAAAUGGACUGGAAAACUCAUCUGAAUCUAUCGUGCUGAUCGAUCUCAAAGCCUCAUCUGCUUCGCAAGAUUUAAUUGAACUUGAUCCCAUCCCUUGCGGCAAAGAACAUGAAGGAACGCAGGCAAUUGGCCUGAUAAGAAUGCCCGAAUUGAAAAAGAAAUUGAAGACUCUUGGAUUUGAAGCUGAGUUUAAAGGCGAGGGAACCUUAGUUGUGGAAGAUGCAAUCGCCAUUAGGAAGUCAGAUGCCUAUGAUAGCAGCGAUAUUGGCCUUGGUGAUAUUGUUAUAGAUGGCCAGGUGGGGCCAACUUACUACAAGGUGAGAAAAUGCAUUAGGAGCAUGUUAGCAUACGUUCAAUAA
Molecule: messenger RNA, 6063 nt
Organism: Candidozyma duobushaemuli
Lineage: Eukaryota; Fungi; Ascomycota; Pichiomycetes; Serinales; Metschnikowiaceae
Exons: 5
Coding region: 1-6063 (2020 amino acids)
Biological process (GO): phospholipid translocation
Cellular component (GO): plasma membrane
Molecular function (GO): ATP binding; magnesium ion binding; ATPase-coupled intramembrane lipid carrier activity
Source: RefSeq, a predicted model, not a curated record